AUGAAGCUUGAAAUAGAGAUGUUUGAUGGUAAUGUGGAUUUUAGAAUUUGGAGAAGGAAGAUUAAAGGAAUGUUGGCUUCUCAAAAGUUAUUGCGUGUUCUUGAAGAUCCCAUUUCAUGGCCUGAAGGUACUACAAAAGAUCAAAAAGAAGAAAUGCUUGAAUCAGCCAUUGGGAUUAUGCUUUUUCAUUUGUCGGACUCCAUCAUUAGAAUGUUGAGUAGUAGCAAGAGUUUGGAGCAGAAUUUGGAUGAGUUCCUAAGGAUGAACAUUGAGUUGGCUAACUCUGGAGAAGGAGAAGCUUUAAGUGAUGAAAACCAAACAAUUAUCAUUUUAAAUUCUCUGCCUGAAUCGUUUAAGGAGGUCAAAAGUGCUAUCAAGUAUGGUUGUACAUCAAUUACUUUAGAAGAAGUAAUUUCGGCAUUGAAAUCAAAGGAUUUAGAGUUCAAAUAA
Molecule: messenger RNA, 450 nt
Organism: Humulus lupulus (European hop)
Lineage: Eukaryota; Viridiplantae; Streptophyta; Magnoliopsida; Rosales; Cannabaceae
Exons: 2
Coding region: 1-450 (149 amino acids)
Source: RefSeq, a predicted model, not a curated record